This is a messenger RNA of Pyrgilauda ruficollis (rufous-necked snowfinch), 937 nucleotides long. It is a transcript of the gene EXOSC8, whose product is annotated as exosome component 8. NCBI's taxonomy places the organism in Eukaryota, Metazoa, Chordata, Aves, Passeriformes, Passeridae. Gene Ontology annotation, biological process: U1 snRNA 3'-end processing; exonucleolytic trimming to generate mature 3'-end of 5.8S rRNA from tricistronic rRNA transcript (SSU-rRNA, 5.8S rRNA, LSU-rRNA); U4 snRNA 3'-end processing. The record is from RefSeq and is a predicted model, not a curated record. The annotation marks the transcript as partial. Gene Ontology annotation, cellular component: nuclear exosome (RNase complex); cytoplasmic exosome (RNase complex). The transcript is spliced from 10 exons.
ACUUCUCUUUCUAUUUGUUCUAGAACUGUGGAACCAUUGGAAUAUUACAGAAGGUUUUUGAAAGAGAACUGUCGGCCUGAUGGAAGAGAGUUAGGUGAAUUUCGUACAACCACUGUCAACAUAGGUUCAAUUACAACUGCAGAUGGUUCUGCCCUGGUGAAGUUAGGAAAUACCACAGUGAUUUGUGGAGUAAAAGCGGAACUUGCUGCACCUGCAGUGGAGUCUGCUAAUAAGGGAUAUAUUGUUCCAAAUGUGGAGCUGCCAUCCCUCUGUGCAGAGAGGUUUCGCUCUGGACCACCUGGUGAAGAAGCUCAAGCAGCGAGCCAGUUCAUCGCAGAUGUGAUUGAAAAUUCACAGAUGAUAGUGAAAGAAGAUCUGUGUAUUGCCAAUGGCAAGCUUGCAUGGGUGUUAUACUGUGAUAUCAUAUGUCUGGACUAUGAUGGAAACCUUCUGGAUGCCAGUGUCUUUGCUUUGUUGGCAGCAUUAAAAAAUGUGCAAUUGCCGUUGGUUACGAUAAACGAAGAAACUGGUUUAUCAGAAGUUAAUUUAAAACAGAAGAAUCCUUUGAUUAUCAGAAAGCAUCCAGUUGCCACAUCAUUUGCUGUAUUUGAUGACACAUUACUCAUUGUUGAUCCAACUGCUGAAGAAGAAGAUUUAGCAACUGGAACAGUAACCAUUGUAACUGAUGAAGAAGGCAGACUCUGUUCUGUCCAUAAACCAGGUGGAAGUCCUCUUACAGGAGCCAAGCUUCAGGACUGUAUCACCAGAGCAAUUACAAGACACAAAGAAGUAAAGAAGCUGAUAGACAAAGUAAUAAAAAGUAUAACACCCAAGUGAACAAAAAGAGAUCUCUUUUCAAAAAUUGAUUUGUAAAAAUUGUAUUUGUUACAGUGUUCACAAACUUUUUUAUACUAAAUAAACAAAUACCAAUACUACA